GAGUCCAGUCUGUCUGAACCUCGUCAUUUGGGGCAGCAGGUGUUCUGACAUGUGGACCUAGAGUCAGCCUAGAUCGACACCUUGGUUAUUUAAGGUCCAUCGGGAUGCUCGGUCAGUCUCCUCACCUUAUCGGAGGCAUCUUGUGGAUCCAGAAUCCAAUGAGAGCUGUUCACUGCAACCUGAGCCAAAAUGGCAUCGACCACCAGCUGCGUCCCGAGGACAUGACUUCCCAGCUGGAGGAGGACGAGGAGUUGGUGGACGCGGAGGCCGUCCUGCUGGACGACGACAGCCCGAGUUACCCGGACCUCCGCCGGCCUUCGUACCACCGCCGCUCCCCGCCGCACCGCUCCGUCUCAGAGUCCGAGCUCACCCGGCCUGGAUACGUGAAGCUGUCCAAACCAGUGGCCCUGUGGACUCAGCAGGAUGUUUGCAAAUGGCUGAAAAAGCACUGUCCCAACCAGCAUCAGAUCUACAGCGACUCUUUCAAACAGCACGACAUCACAGGACGGGCCCUCAUGAGACUAACAGACAGAAAGCUGGAGCGAAUGGGGAUUAUCCACGAAGCCCAGAGGCAGCACAUCCUGCAGCAAGUCCUGCAGCUUCGUGUUCGCGAGGAAGUCAGGACUCUCCAGCUCCUCACACAAGCGUCUCUGGAGUGCUCUCCGUCCUCGCCGUAGACGGCCGGAUCGGGCCGGAUCGGGCCGGAUCGGGCCGGACGCUCGCCGCCUCUCCUCCUCCUCACAUCCACCCAGAACUUCCUCCAGUCGAAGCUCCUCGCCUCGCAGGUUUUCUCCACACAGACCUGGAUUAGAAGAACUCUCGUUUUCUGUUUUUUCUCCGUGUGUUCCUGAACGUUGCCCCCUGCUGACGUCCUCCCGUCUCUUUUGGGCCGUUUCCAGUCCAGUGCUUCAACUUCCUUCAAGCUUGACUGAGAUUCUCAGACUGCAGAGAUUUGCACACUUGAUUCGUGAAGGAACAUUUAUGAAGGAAGGUUUUGCACCGUUUACUUUGUAGCUGCACAAUAAUUUCAGCGCAUCUCCUCCCUGUGUCCGUCUGCGGCUCCAGUUUCUUCCUCUUCUGCUGCGCCCUCCUCUUCCUCUUCAUCCUCGGAGAGCGGCGCGUUUCACUCUGCCGCCGCCGCCGCCAUGUUUGUGCUCCGGUCUCUGUGUGUCAUUCUGUGAAAUGGCCCGUCACAAAGUGUUAGAUGAAGCGUGGUGAAGUGUCCAUGUCUCUCUAUGCUUUUCACUGCAUCUGGGUUCUGGACCACAGGGCUGGAAAAACAGGUUCUGGUGUAAAAAACGGACCGGGUCACUAAGGUCAGGGGUGUCCAAACGGCAAACCAAAAACGAUGCAGGUUUGAUCCUCAGACUUUUGAUUUGUAAAAAUGAUCGGAAACAUAAUUUUCUGGAAGUACAACAAACUUUGAAAAUCAAGAAACUUUUACUGGAAAGAGAAAUUUGAUGCACUAAUUUGGCAAAAUAAAGUUUAACUUUUGAAAGUUGUGUGAUAACUAUUUACGUUUACUUGAAUACGUUUUUUGAAAAAAGGCACAUUUAGGAGUCUUUUUACGACGCUGCGCAUUUUACUUUUAUUUGAAUAAAAUUUCUGUUUUUUCUACCCACUGAAUGAAAAACAAACGUUUUAACCAAAAAAUCAACAGAAUCAGAGACAAACCUGCAGUUUUUGUUAGUUUGUACGUUUUUCAUUAAAAGAAACCGAUUUGGGAAAAUUUAUUUUGCUUGAUUUUGUUACUUGUUACUAAUCCAAGUUAUUUUAAUUUUCAUUCUUAGAAUAUGAACCUUUCCGCUUACCUUUUUAUUUUGGUUCAUCUGAUUAUGAAGUUUUUAAGUAUUAAAUGUUUGAUCAUCAGAUCAGUUACUCAGUACUUGAGUAACUUUUUGGACAGUUACUUUUUCCUUUUACUUGAGUACAAUGUUCGGUUACUAAUCCCGUUCUUAUUACUGAAAUUAAUUUAUUCAGUUGAGCCCAAAAGAAAUAGAAAACUAGUUGUAUUUCUUUUAAAGCAGUAAACGUACAAAAACACGAACAAAUUCCUGAGCACUCGCAGAAAUUUUCUACAGAAAUUAAGGAAAUUUCUGAGCUCCAGAAUUUUUUUUUGAAAUUUUGACAUUAAUGUCAGAAGAAAAAAAAAGAAAGAAAAUGAGGAAAUUUCAAUUGUCAAAAUCGUUCUACAAAAAUUCAGAACAUUUUCAGAAAUUCUAUCAGAAAUUUUUUUAAUACACCUUAUUAGAAACUUCCUUCUUGUUUUAGAUCUAUAACACACAUCUGUACUUCCUUUGCUUGUCUUUAGUUUAUUUCACUUUUGAUUCUACAGUUUCUGCCCACGUGGCGAAAAGUUUGGACACCUCUGAUCCAGGAGGGAAAACAGUUCCAGAGAGAUGAAAGUGCAGAAAGGAAAUUCGCUGGCUGUCCCCAAAAGGAUUCUGGGAGUUGAAUUAAUUUGUGGAUGGGAAGGAAAAAAGGAGAAGCGUUUCUGGGAACGAGGAAAUGUUUUGAGUUGAGAUCCUUCACUCUAAUGAGGAGAGGACAAGAAGAAAAGACGAUAGAAAUGACAAAAGAGGAGCCGCUUUUUCAUUUCCUCCGCCUCGCGUUGCUUUGUCUGCUUUUCUAUCUCGGCUAUUUUUAGAAAAGUUAUCUGCAGAAAGUGUAGACGUGCUGUGAGCCGAAGCUCGUCCUGCUGUUAUUUGUUACUCGUUAAAACCAAAUAUUCGGCGCCUCACAAAAGCGUUUGAACUUUGUUGUUUUGUCGUUUUUAACAGCUGAAAUGUUCGGAUUCAGCCGCACGAAGUGGGAGGAACGUUUUUAUUUACAAAUAAACGUCUGAAAAGUAAAAGCCACGAGAGCCAAAAUGAAACAUAAAAAUCUGGAAAGUGUGGUGUACAUCUACAAACUCAAAUGUUGCUAGGUCAAAUAGCAACAUAUAGUUGCUAUUUAGGGUUAGGAUUAACCCUAAUAAUAAUAAUAAUAAUAAUAACAAUAAUAAUAAUAAUAAUGGAGGAAUUGGGUUCCGGUCUAAGAAAGGAAUUCAAAUAAUUGACUUUUAGUUUCUAGGUCAAAUAUCUAACCUAAAAAUGACUUUUCAGAAACGCAUCAGAGCUUGUUUUCAGUCUGUAAUUCCUGGAUGAAUAUCAAUUAUUGGAUGAAUAUUAAUUAUUGGAUGAAUAUUAAUUCCAGUAAUUAAUAUUGAUUUAUAAAAAGUUCUAGCUGAUGGAUUAUUUCACUUCCAGUGAAUAAACCUCCAGGAUUUCAAGUUUUCUAGAAAGAAUUUAAAAUUUUUGGGCUGAAAUUUGCUCUGGCCCUCCACUGCAAAAACAUUAAGUCUCACCAGGUAUUUUUGUUUAAUUUCUAUAUUUGCACUCAGACAAAACUUUCUUGUAAGUUACAAGAGACUUUUCAGCAAGAAAGGGGAGUUUUAUUUCAGUCAAUAAUUUCUUAAUUUUGAUUUUUUUUUAAAAGUUAUAGUUUCAUUGGCAGAUUAUUUAACUUAUAACACAAUGAAAAUGUCUUGUUAUUAGUUAAAUAAUCCACUAGUAAUUCUUUUAAUCAGUGUUAGGGAAUUAUUGACUGAAAUAAAACUCCUCAAAGUUAAGAUUUUGUGUUUUUUCAGUGCAGACUAAAAGGGGCUUAUUACACUGCAAAAACACAAAAUCCUACCAAGAUAUUUUGGUCUAGUUCAAGUGCAAAUAUCUUACCUGAAAAAAGUCAAACUAACUCGUUUCUGCACAUUUUUUAAAUGGAUCUAGUAGUCAAGACUUAUUGACUUAAAACAAGCGUAAUUCAAGUUCUAGAAACUAGAGAUAUUCUUGGUAGGAUUUGGUCAAACUAUCAUUUCCCUCCACAGUUUUUCUGCUUUACUUUGUUUUGGUUUAAAACCUGAAACUCCGAACCUUUCAGCUGCGACUGGACAAAACGCCGAGAGAAAACCUUUGCGAGGCGGAGCGUCAUUCAAGUGUGAUCAGUGACUUAAACCUCAGCUGUAAAUGUGAAUUAUGGCCACUCACUGUUGAUAUUAUAGGCAUUUAAACUGCAUAUAGAAGCACACGUGUCUGUAAUGAAGCUGAACUGUUGACUUCUUCUCCUCUAAAUGUGUAAAUACAACGUUUAGCCGCCACUAUAACGGCGUCAGCUGAUAUUUACCAGACGCUGAUGUAGCCUGAGCUGUUUCUGUCCAGAUGGAAAAGUUUUCAUUUGGAACCAGGUUAAAAAUGGCCGCCAAUAUAAUUUACUUAUACAGGAAAAUGUGAAGUACAACACAAAGUAUUCAUCUUUUUAUAACAAAAUUUAGCAAAACCAAGAGACUUUUACUGAAAAGCCAACUUGGCUGCACCAAAUCCGCUUUUAUUUUUCUUAAGUUUUGAGGGUUUUUAAAGAAAGGUAACCUAAACCUUGUUGUCACUAUUGAAGAUAAAUUUAAUCAAUUGAGCCCAAAAGAAUCUAAAAACUACAUGUUUCCAUUUGUAUAGCAAAAUUUACCACAGCAUAUUGUACAAAUGUCCUUAUUGUUUCUGGAAACAAUAAGGACAUUUCUGAGCUUCGAAGGCUGAAGAUUUGGAAGCAAAAAAAAAAAACCAACAAAAACGUUUAAAUUGUCAGAAAUUAACUUGGAAAUUUCUGAAUUUCAACUGCUGAAAAUUUUAUUAACAUUUUUCUAAAAAGUUUCCUAAUUUUCUGAGAUAAAUCUGAAAAUUUCUUAGUUUCUCGACCUGCACUGCAAAAACCUUUCUGUUUAUUUCUGGUCUAGUUUCUAGUCCAAAUAUCUCUGAACACUUGAAACAAGACAAAACUAACUUAAAGUGACUUUUCAUCAAGACAUAAUAGCUUGUUUUAAGUGAAUAAUUCCUAAAUAUAUAUAAAAAAGUUCUAAUUUCACUGGCAGCUUAUUUAACUUGCAGAAAAAUUUAUUUUCAAACGUGAAAUAAUCUGGCAGUGAAACUAAAACUUUCUUUUUUAUCAAUAUUAAUAAUUAUUGACAUGACGGCUCAUAUUUCUUGCUGAAGAGACACUUGCUAGAUAUUUGCACUAGAAACUAGACCAACAUAAUAAGAAUUCUUUUCACAAUUUGGACCCACAAUAAAUAUCUUGGCAAUUUAUUUGCUUAAUUUUAGGUUGUUUUUAUCUUUUCUUGGUGAAAAAGUUUGAAUCUACAUUUUUGGUGCAAGUGGCAAAACCCUGGUCUCCAGGAAGUGGGUCUCCGCCGCAUUUAAUGGGAUUUCAUUCGUCGCUUGUACAGCACAGACACAGAGCUGCCUGCUGAUUGGAUGGUAUCGAUCAGUUCUCCUGGACGCGGACGGUCGGGCCGCCGGGGAUUGCAGAAUCCUCCAGGAAGCGUCUGAGCGUGUUGACCGGCCACGGAGAGACGGCCGAAGCACAACUGGUUAUUUCACAGUUGGGGGGAGACGCUGCGCUCCUGUGUUUCAGCAGGAAGCGGAAAAGAUGGAGCUCAAAUUGGAGUUUCCCCCCAACGGCUGAUUCCAAGCUGGGAAAGUGUUCAGAAUGAAAGUGGGAAACAGAGAUUGAUGAGGGGAAAUGCUUCUGUAAAGCAAGAGCCGAUCCAAUCUGUUGAAUUAUUAGCAGCUUAAAGCGCUAACGGUUUUUCCCUUCCCAAGCCAAGAGCAACAAGCAAGGAUGUAAAAAUAAAAUCUGAAAAAAAUAGAAAUUCAUUGUGACAAAAUGUCAAAACUUUGUCUCAAUAAUUAAGUAAAUGGAUCCAAAACAAUUCGCUUGUUGGCACAAAAUGGCGGAAAUCGGCGAGGAACAAAAUGAACGAUGCUAGUCAGGAUGAGAACAAGACUGAGGCUCCAUCAGUCCCGUUACAAAGUAUUUGCUCCCACAGAUGAUUUCAAAUCUCAAGUAUUUUAGAUAAAAUUUAAUCUCAGUGAAAUUCAAAUGUUUUCCAAAUGUUUAAUUCACCCAAACCAACCAAAGUGAAAGAAUAAUUACCCAAUAAGCCUCAUAAGUGUUUGGGGAAACUCUUUUCUGUCAUUGUGAAAUAAUUCUGGCUCCCUCUAGUUUUUAAUUCAGCUACAUCUUUGACCUCCGGACUUUGACUAGGCCGAUUCAGAAUCUUUAUUUUUAACUGUUCAGACUCACUUGUGGUGUUCUGCUUCAGAUUUUCUUCACAUCGUGAGUUUAUGUAAAUUAUCCACAUCAUCGAGCUGCAAAGCAGUCCCACACCAUGACUCUGCCACCACCAUGUUUGUCUGUAGAGUUGAUGUUUUCUUUUUUUUUCUAAAUAUUCAACCAAUUGCAGCAGAACACAGAAGUUUCUAUCAGAUUUUUUUCUGGAAGACGUUUUGUUGUUGAGAAGGAGGCUCCACUUCUGCUUUUCAAAGAUGUGUGGUUGUGUAAUUGUACAUGUUGCCUUAGAAGUAGCUUUAUUAAUCUUUUUGUAUAAAUAUUUCAGGUUGUAUUUAAGUUAUUUGUUGAUUCUAGUCGUCUGUUUGGCCUGUUGAAAUUAAGCUAGUCAAUGUGAAUCUAUGAUUUUACGAGCAGGUUGGUUUGAACGAAUUGUUUCCCAUAAUAAAUGAAAUCAUCAUGUGGGGAGCAAAUACGUUUUCACAUUAAUGUAACGUUUCCAAAACAGAACAAGUCAAAUUUUUGAUCCAAUACAAUCAGAAGAGACUAAACUGAAUGAAAUAAAGUAUCAGUACCUGAUGUGUUUUAGCUGCUUUUAGUUCUUCAGUUUUUAAAACGAUAACACUCACAGAAAUUCAGAUUAUUCUUGUGCACUAUAGCCGUGCAUCAAUCUGAACUGUAGCCGGGGUAAUUUUUUGUUUCUUGCCGUACUGCAGAUUCUUCGCUCCCUCCUCGCUGGUUGUAAGUAGCUCCUCGUCCAGAGGCAUGCUGGGAACUCUGCCACUGUGUUCCUGGCUCUGACUUUCAGGUAUAAUCAGCUCGAGACGUAGCCGCUGCGCCGAGGUGUCCAGGAACCUGCCUGAACCGGCACACUUCUCCUAACACCCUCCAAGACAUUUGGCACCAAGAUGCUGAUCCGUGUUAAAGAACAAACUUCAUGUUGCACAAUAUGUCACACACACACACGUAUGUAAGGCAUGCACAAACACACACUGUGGGAUUUACAUAAACGAUACAUUCUCAGUAGAAACCCAACGCGAGCUAUGCAUCAACAAAACUACAAUCGAAAGCGAAAAACUAAAGAAGGAUUUCAGUUUGGACCCUGUUGGCGGCAUGUUUCGGUUCUGUUGUUUUAAAAAGGCAUGAGAACGACCCGGCUCCCCGCUGAGCUACAUGUGAGGAUCCUAAUGAUGGAUAUCGAUGAGAAUACUGAUGAGUAUAUUCAAUAAAGUCAUUAAUCUCAAUGUA
Messenger RNA from Poeciliopsis prolifica (blackstripe livebearer), 7344 nucleotides. It is a transcript of the gene samd12, whose product is annotated as sterile alpha motif domain containing 12. The record is from RefSeq and is a predicted model, not a curated record. The transcript is spliced from 5 exons. Gene Ontology annotation, biological process: cell surface receptor protein tyrosine kinase signaling pathway. Bases 105 to 677 code for a protein of 190 amino acids. Lineage: Eukaryota; Metazoa; Chordata; Actinopteri; Cyprinodontiformes; Poeciliidae. Gene Ontology annotation, cellular component: cytoplasmic side of plasma membrane. Gene Ontology annotation, molecular function: protein binding.